Aspergillus mulundensis is the source of this 1107-nucleotide messenger RNA. RefSeq lists its product as uncharacterized. Gene Ontology annotation, cellular component: membrane. The transcript has 3 exons. Bases 1 to 1107 code for a protein of 368 amino acids. The record is from RefSeq and is a predicted model, not a curated record. Gene Ontology annotation, molecular function: amino acid transmembrane transporter activity. NCBI's taxonomy places the organism in Eukaryota, Fungi, Ascomycota, Eurotiomycetes, Eurotiales, Aspergillaceae. Gene Ontology annotation, biological process: amino acid transmembrane transport.
AUGGCCGCCGGAGAAGCCGAGAACCCGCGACGCCUCAUGGGCAAAGCCUUCUCAUCCUUUGUAUGGCGCCUGAUGUUCUUCUUCAUUGGGGGUGCGCUGUGCGUCGGAAUCGUCAUCCCCUACGAUGACCAAAUGCUGGCCGAUAUGAUCUCCGGCGAGAGAGAGGGAAGCGGAACUGGUGCUGCAUCCCCAUACGUAAUCUCAAUGGUCAAAUUCGGCAUAAAAGGCGUCCCCGACCUCGUCAACGCCCUCAUCAUAACCUCCGUCCUCUCCGCCGGCAACAACGUCAUUUUCUCCGCAGCACGAACCCUCCACGGCAUGGCCCUCGACGGCAAAGCGCCCUCCCUCUUCGCAAAGUGCAACAAGUACGGCCUGCCCUACUACGCCGUGAUCACCGCGCUAACUUUCUCCUUCCUCUCCCUCCUGCAAAUUGGAAGCACCUCAGCAACAGUCCUAAAUUGGUUUGUGGGCAUCUGCACAGCCUCCUACCUCCUCAAUUACUUCGGGGCCGUAGUAACAUACCUCCACUUCUACUACACGAUGCAGAAGCAAGGGAUGUCCCGCGAUACCUUACCGUACAAGGGUUCCUUCCAGCCCUUUGCGGCGUGGUAUGCGCUUGUGGGCACGUUUGCCAUGACGCUUGUGCUGGGGUAUACGGUGUUCAUUGAGGGCGGGUGGGACACGACGACGUUCUUCACGAGUUAUACCAUGGUUGGGGUUUUUGUUGUGGCGUUGGUGGGAUGGAAGGUUCUUAGACGGACGAGACGGCCAGCUUCGCCGCGUCUCAGAACGAAGCUCGAUCAUGGACACAAGCUCACUCCUUCGCUAUUCAACCGGCCUUUACUAGAAGAGCUGAAUGUGACCCUGCACGGCCUCGAGCAGCGCAACAGCGCUCCGACCACCGUGCUCCACAACAUUGACGACCGUUCAGCUCGUACCAACAGGCUCGAAACCCCUAACUUGGUGAAGGAGAUGGUAGCAAGUGCACCGAUGCUCAAGGCUCUGCAUCUUGAACCGAACAAGUUCUUCUACGCUUGUCUUGGAACGCAACCCGAGGGCCCGGAUGUUCUCGAGGGCUUUCAGAGCACAGACGUCCGAACACCUUAA